AUGUCCCAGAAUAAUUCAUCACAGCCCCCGUUUCUUGGAGACCAACAUCCUUUCACAGUCAUGUAUGCAAGGCAGGAAUAUGCAUAUCCAAAGGUUGAGGUGGAGAACGGAGAGGCUCCUGGGGUAAUGACAUAUGUCCGUGCGGCUCAACUUUCGAAUCAUCAUCACCACCAUCACCAGCAUCGCGCCGCAGAUAUGAAGAGAACAAGAAGCGGAGGGUCUGUUUCUUCCAAGAUUGCGCCAAAGAUUCCCAAGUUCCCCGGCACCGAUAAGAGUAGGGUUCAGAGAGUGACAAGAAUCCGAAAACGAACAAGAGCUCCGCGGGCCGACAAAAAUGGACCCAUCAUCAAUGGGCCACUGAGCAUCCUGACUAAAGACAUGGUGCACAUCCCAAUCCGCGACAUGGAAGCCUGGGUGAAUCGGUCCACUGAAGUCCGAAGAAAAGAAGUUGCCGCGAAAAACGGCAAGAUCGCGAGGCCAAUGAACUCUUUCAUGCUGUAUCGCUCUGCAUUCGCGGAGCGAACAAAGGAGUGGUGCUCGCAGAAUAACCACCAAGUCGUGUCCCGGGCGUCGGGUCAGAGUUGGCCACUUGAGCCGAAGGAGGUUCGAGAUUUGUACGAGCAGUACGCCACGAUUGAGCGGGAUAAUCACCAAAAGGCCCACCCGAAUUACAAAUUCGCGCCCAACAAGACACAGAACACGCCCAGGAAAAAGCAGGCGGCGGAGAAGGAGGAUGAGAAUAGCGACCUUGAUGACGCUGGGUUUGGCGUACCUGUCUGCUCGCGUCCGUUGAGAAAAUGGGCCAAUCGAUCCGACGCCGAUGAGGGAUUUGGUAGUCGCACCUCCACGCCGUUUGAUAAGGACAGCAGCUAUGAGAGUCGGAACUCGACGCCAUUUGAUCGGGAUAUGUACAUGCAUCAACCGGACAUCAACCCGUCGUCGUGGGAGACAGUGAAUCCUGGUCGACCGCUUCCAGGCGUGCUUUCCCCGCCAGAGCAGAGCCAUUACUACCAACCGUCGAUCCAUCAAAGCCUACUAGGCCCGAACAUCGAGGACGUGACUUAUAAGAAGAUGGGCAUCCCCGGCGCUUCGUUCGACACACAGGCAACGCUCACCGGCCUUCCUCGAAAUUCCCAUCCCUGA
Molecule: messenger RNA, 1143 nt
Organism: Uncinocarpus reesii 1704
Lineage: Eukaryota; Fungi; Ascomycota; Eurotiomycetes; Onygenales; Onygenaceae
Exons: 2
Coding region: 1-1143 (380 amino acids)
Biological process (GO): regulation of transcription by RNA polymerase II
Cellular component (GO): nucleus
Molecular function (GO): DNA-binding transcription factor activity, RNA polymerase II-specific; RNA polymerase II cis-regulatory region sequence-specific DNA binding
Source: RefSeq, a predicted model, not a curated record